AGAAUUUUAUAAAAUAUCCCCAGAGAAAAUAUUUACACGCUUGUACUCCGUGUUGUUGCAUGAUAGUGUCUCCAAGUGUCUGCAAUUAAAACCAUGGCGGUAAGAAUACUUUUUAAGAAGCAAUCACUGAGCAGACUGAUGAAUCCUACAAGAUCAGCGAGAACCACCACCACUGCUCUAGGUAAUUUUGAUGAUAUUGAAGCUGUUAAUAAUUGGCGGUCAGAACUUUUGGCGACUAUGAGAAUAUUUAAAAAUUUUAUUAGUCCAGAAGAGGAGGAUUCGUUGUUCCAAGAAGUCGAGCCGUAUAUGAAACGUCUGCGAUAUGAAUAUUCCCAUUGGGAUGAUGCAAUUCAUGGGUACCGGGAGACUGAGCGCGCGAAAUGGAAUCAAGAGAAUACUAAAAUAAUUGACCGGGUCAGAGCGAUGGCUUUUCCACCAGGAAUGCCCGAGCUGGGGCUGGUUCAUGUCCUGGAUCUCGCUGCCGAGGGCAAAAUAAAACCUCACGUUGAUAGCGUUCGGUUCUGCGGAGAUGUGAUUGCUGGCAUCAGUUUGCUGAGUGACUGUGUCAUGAGACUCACUCAGGUGGGAAAUGAAAAAGAAUGUCGACAUGAUUUCUUGAUACCCCGUAGAUCACUUUACAUAAUGAGCGGCGCGGCUAGACAUAAAUACAACCACGAAGUCCUGGGUCCUGAGGAAUCGAUAUUUAACAAUGAAAAAGUUAUCAAGACUAGAAGAAUAUCAAUAAUAUGUCGCUGUGCUCCAGAGCCAUGUGAUAAUAAAUAAAAUAUUAAAUAAUUGUUUGAAUUUUAUUGUUGAUAUUUUAUGUAUCAGAGAUCAGGUAAAUAAAUAGCUUUGUAAAUA
This is a messenger RNA of Microplitis demolitor, 861 nucleotides long. RefSeq names its product alpha-ketoglutarate-dependent dioxygenase alkB homolog 7, mitochondrial. Bases 94 to 783 code for a protein of 229 amino acids. Gene Ontology annotation, cellular component: mitochondrial matrix. Gene Ontology annotation, biological process: fatty acid metabolic process; DNA damage response. The record is from RefSeq and is a predicted model, not a curated record. The transcript is spliced from 5 exons. Lineage: Eukaryota; Metazoa; Arthropoda; Insecta; Hymenoptera; Braconidae.